Messenger RNA from Fonticula alba, 4957 nucleotides. RefSeq lists its product as hypothetical. The coding region runs from base 1 to 4932 and encodes 1643 amino acids. The transcript has 10 exons. The record is from RefSeq and is a predicted model, not a curated record. Lineage: Eukaryota; Rotosphaerida; Fonticulaceae. Gene Ontology annotation, molecular function: protein binding.
AUGCCGGACGAGGAUCUCCUCCCCUUUUCCGGGGGUCCGAGCUGGCCUUCCAACUUUAACUUUGGCACUGGCAUCGCCCCUGACCGGACGCCGGCCCCUCCGUCGAUCACCGGCGCCGAGGCCGCACCACCUCCGGCAACCGAAGUCAUCCAAGUCCAAACUGCCCGCACACGCUCCCUGCGGCCCGUUAUCGAUGUCAUCUCCCGACUGACUCGGGCACGGCCAACGCCAACACACUCGCAUGCACCGCCGUUGGAGGUUACUCUCCCGCUUCAUGUCUGCAUCCGCGAUUCCAUGGAUGCAUUCAUCUCGGAUCAUGGAUUCAGCUCCGAGGAUGACCACCUGAUGGAUGAGGACCGGUCUGAUGGCGAGGGGUGCACUGGCCUCGACUGGAAGAACUCGGCCACGGCCACGCAAAUGUCCCGAGCCGUGUUGGACUUCGAGCACUCGCUGCUUCUUGACUACCUCCUUCUGGCCCCGGUUGAGGCCCUCUUGCUGCCGGCCAACGGUAUCGACAAUCUUGUUCUCCAAAGGCUUCUGGGUUAUAUUGCGGCUGCGCUUGCGCGUAAAGCCGCCGUGGUGACCCCCCCUGCGCCAAGUCUUGGUUUCGACUCCCUGCGCCAUCUGGAUCUAUCGCAGAACACCAUCCCAGCCAGCGAGGCCGCCUACCUGGCCCUGCUUCUCCGGCCUAAGUCCCUGGAUUCCUGGGCCCGGCUCGCGGACACCGACGACCCCCUGCUCGAUCGUUACCGGUCUCUGCUCGGUGUCUCGGCCGAUCAAUUUGGCUCCAGCAUGAGUGACGACUUUGAUGACGAUGACUUUGACGAUUACUCGGACGAGUUUGAUGAUGAUGAUGAUGAUGAUGACGACGACGACGACAGCCACAACGAUGGGGAUAGCAGCAGCGUCAAAAGCGAGGAUCUGGGACGCGACGCCGACAGGCACACCGCCACGGCCAUGACCACCCCGAAUGCGCCAGCUGUUGCGUCGGCCGCCCAGCCGGAUUCCUCUUCGCCGGUGAGCAUUUCACCAAUGGCCAGUCGGGUGUUCUCCCUGGCGCCGAAGCUGGAGAGCCUCCAAAUCAGCGAUGCCAUUGAAAACUCGGUUUCCCUGGAAUUGCUGCUGACCGCUUUGUCGGGCGACCACCCCUCCCGGGCAUGCGAGGCGUGCCAGCGAUUCAUGUCCCGCCACCCCGGGACUUAUCCCUCGCCGGAGGACUGCACCUGUAAUGGGGCCUGGCGUGGGGCUCCCUUCCCUGGGCUGCGUCGCUUGGACCUCAGCUACACCCUCUUCAAAGCGGGCCCCCUGCUGCCGGCCUUUCUGAAGUCGCGGCUUUUCUUUGCCCCGCGCCACCCCCCCGCCGGGCGUGGGCUCCAUUCGCGCGGCGACACCUCGUCCAAAUCCUCCUACUCCGGCAGCGACGACGAUCCCGACUCCUACCCCUCCGAGGACGAGUACCUGGAUGGGGCUGACCUCGGGAGCGGGUUCUCCUCCUUUGGCAGCGAUGUCUCAGACGACAGCGAUCAUGGGGGGCUGUUCAACGAUGGCUCGGGCAUGGGGAUUGCCCAGCUUUCCGGGCACCUGGGCCGGCCCCCGGCCUUGGCGCUGCCCCUGCUGUCGGAGCUGGACAUCACCUCCACCAACCAGAGCAACAAUUCCUUCUACUCGCUGUGCUUCGCUCUCGAAGACCGCCAAGAGGUGGCGGCCAUGCGAUACUACUCUCGAUGGGUGGACCCGGCGGGCGAGGGUCUUGGCGACGAGCCUCCGGCCAAUGCCGACUUCUCCGGCGGCCGGGGCCUGGCCACCCUGCACUUGGGCGAGAAUGCCAUCUCCGAUGCUUGCCUGGCCAAUGGGUUCCUCAAGCUCUCCGGCGUGACGGGCUUUUCGCUGGAUCACACGGCGCUGUCUACGGCCGGCAUCAUUGCCCUGGCCAUGCGCGUGGCCCCGAGUGGGACAUUCACCGGGGAGCUCGGGUCGCAUGUCAAGCUGCGCCUGCUGCCCGGAGCCGCGGACUACCGGCCAUACCUGCCGGCUGGGCUUGAGUUCCUCCCGGCUGCGUCGGCUUCCACGGCUCCGCCGCUGCCUUUGCGGCAUCUGUCGCUCUCCGGCCGGCAGGUGACCGUCCCGCGGCUGAUCCCCCUGUUCUUCGCGUUGAACAUGGCCGCGGCCCCGAUCAUCGGCCCCAGCGACAUGGCCAUCCUCCAGCGGAACAGUCGCCAGACCUCGGCCGGCCCACGGGGGAUCGUCCUGCCGGAUGAGGCGCUGGCCUCCUGUGCCCCGACCUGCCCGGUGGGUCCUCUGCAGUCCACUCCCCAGGGCCUGGCCGGGCGGGCGUACGCACGUCUGGCCGCAGAUGCCUCGGCCGCCGAUCAGGCGGCCCUUGGCCAAGCUUGGGCUGACCAGUGGUCGCGCUUGGAAGCCCGUGGCUUGUCCCUCUCCUUGCCAUACUGCGGGCUGGAUGACCAGGCGGCCGGCUGCCUGGCCGAUGUGCUGGAAUCGUCGGCACUCGGAGCCGCCUCGCGCCGGGGGACGCUUCUUCCCUCUUGCGGGCGUCUUUGGCUGCGUGGCCUGGUGGCCCCCUUCAACCGCAUGACCGGCCAGGGGGCCGAGCGCCUGGCCGAUGCCCUCCUGGCCGUUGGCCGACUGGGCUGGCGGCCCCCGGCCGAAACUCCCCGGGGCAUUGCCACGGGCUGCUCCGCACACUGUGAGCAGGCCCCGGCCAGCCUGCGACACCUGUCCCUGGCGCACAAUCCCCUCGGGGCGGAUGGGGCCCUGGCCAUUGCGUCGGCCCUGGCACCGCCCUGCUCCGCCUGGCAUCGGUGCCACCCGGCACGUCGGAUGCCCUCGGAGGCGGCCUUCCUCCAAGAGCGGGCGGCCGGCCGUGCCGGCCCGGCCCUGUCUCGUGCCACCAGCAUCAUCUACCCGGAGGAUUCGCCAUUCGCCUUCUUGGACUCGGAUGCCGAGGACAUGCCCUUCCUGCAUGCCUUCCUGGUGGAGCGUCUGCCUUGCGCCUGUGGCCCGGGAUCAGGUGCCGGGCUUCAUGCCGGGACCGGCGAAGAUGAGGCAGAUGAGGAUGACAAUGACUACGAUGAGGAUGAGGAUUUCCACCUCCUCGAGCCGAGCAUCCUGCUGAAUGCCUCUGUGCGGCAUUUGCCCGGCGAGGGCACCGGCACGCGGGUUCGCUUGGCCCUGCCGUUGCCCAUCAACAGUGCUUCCUGGUUUGCCGCACUCACCGACCUCUCGCUGGCCGGGGUGGGCCUCGACGACCGGGGGGCCUGUGCCAUUGCGGACUUCCUGCAGUUGCGUGUGUCCCAAUGGGCACGCGCCCUGGCUCGAUGCCCGGAAGCUGGGGCCCGGGCCGACAGCCCGACGACCGGCAUGUCGGAGCUCGGGGGCACCCUCCAACGGGUGGAUCUCUCCCACAACGCCAUCACCAGCACCGGGGCCAUUGAACUGUUCCGGGCUCUGACCCUGGCGAUUGAGGUGGAUCCCCUGGCGGGCCCUCGGUCGCCGACUGGCGGGUCUCGCUCGGCGGUCAGCCCUGGGGCGCAUCGCCCCCCGCGGCCGCGGGCCCCGCCUCCGCCGCCACCUGCUCCCUGGCAGGCGACCGGGUCGGGAGACCAUGGCCUUCCGUCGCCCGGGCCGCUGUUGUUGACGUCGCCCUUCCGUCCGCAGGCCGAUCCGGGGAGUCUGUCGCCGGCGCUGGCCAGCUCGGAUGCCCAUUUGGCCAGCCCGCUGAGUGGCCAAUCCCCGGUCGGCAGUUGCCUGUCACUGGCCGCCGUGGUGCCGGGCGGGUCUCCCACCUCGCCGGGGGGGUUCCCGGCGACCGGCGGCGGCGGCGGCGGCGGCGGCGGCGGCGGCGGCGGCGGUCCCGGGCUGGUGGUCAACACAAUCGGCCUGCCCCUGGCCGGCACGACCAUCGAAUCGCCCACCGGUGUCUUCCCUGAUGGGGUCUAUGCGCCGGAGAAUGAUCGUCUCAUGGUCGAGCGCAUGGAGGCCGGGGCUCUGAGCCGGAGCAUCGGCUCGGCCCUCAUCCGACACCGUCGCGCCAGCGCGGUGUUCGUUCCCGGAAUCAAUGUCUUCCCCGAGGGGGAGGUCGACGCGGGGCCCGGCGGGGUCAGUAGCAGCCUCAGUGCCAUGUCGUCCUCCUGGCGGUCUGGUCAGUCCCCGCCGUCGGUGGUGUCGGGCUUCGAGGACAUGGUCUGCCCCAAUGCGGGGGACGAAACCUGUUCCGAUGAGGAGUUCUGCCAGCAGCGGCUGGCGGCUCGUCGGGAACUCCCGCGUUUCACUGCUCCAUUGGAUGCCACCCUGGCUGGGCAGCAUCUGCCGCCGGUGGUUGCUCCGGCGGCCGGAGCUCCCCGGGGCACACCGCCACCUCCCCCGGUGCCGGCCCACCGGUCGACCUCCGACGGGGGGGUCUCCGUGCGUGGCCAGGUUCGGCCGCCGGCGUCCUGUGUCGGGCUCGAGCGCUUGGCGCCCCGGUCGGCCGUUUUUGCCCUGCGCGAUCUGGACUUGUCUGGCAAUCGAAUCGACGACCGGGCAGUCUUCUUCCUGUCGGAGUCGAUCUUCGCCCCUGGUGCCGGUGCUGUUGGCGCCGGCAGCGCCGAUGGCAGCCGGCAUCACUCGCCAAGCGGCCCGGGCCCCGGGCGCCACACCCCAGCCCGGGCUGUUGUUGCUUCCAUCGACCUGCGUGAAAACACCAUCACCGUCGACUCGGUCGACACACUGGUGAAUCAAAUCCACCUGGACCCGUUGGAUAUCGCCAGCGGCUCAGGUGCCCCGGUGCCCCCAGGCGACCGCAUGGCCAUCGAGCAGGGCUUCCACUUGCCGAUGGUGGAUGUCCGGCACAAUCACCUCUCCUCGCGGGAUGUCCGUCUGUUGACGUCGCUCGCAGCGGCAGGGACUCGGUCAUCCCUCGUUCGCAUCGUCUGAGAAGCGCGCGCUCUCUCUCUCUCUC